AGGUAGUUUUCAUAGUAUCGAUUAAAAUAGCGCAAAAUAAAAAUAUGUUAAUCAAGAUACAGGGAAAUUCAUUAAAUGACGAUCAGACUUGAAUAUCAAGAUAGGAUAGCUCCUACGGGCUAUAGUUGUAUGGAAUUUGCUGGGGAUGUUGACUCAUAGCAACAGAUAAUUUUAUGCAGAUCGAGAGUUGAAAGCAAGGUUUUCCAGUGACUAUGGACGGAAACAAAGAGAGAAAAGAUUUCUAUAUUGAUUUAAAAGUUGAUCAUUAUCAUACAGAUAAUGAAGGAUUAUACAAAAAACAAUUAAGAAGGAAAUACCUUGAUGACUGCAGACAAAAUGGGGUUAAAGCAUUUGAUAGUGAAGGGAAAGCACCGUAUAAUUGUAUCGUCUGCGACCAAGGAUUCUUUCAACGUAAUAAAUUAAGAUUCCACCUGAAAAAGGAACACUCCUCGAAUGUGAUAUGCAAUCGAUGCAGCAAAAGCUUUCGCUCACUUCAUUCAUUUCGAAUACAUUUAAAGACGCAUUCAGAAAGUCGGCCUCAUACUUGUGAAGUUUGUGACAAAGCAUUCAUUCAGAAAUGUCACCUACAAGCUCAUAUGUACUCGCAUAUUCAGACUAAGUUGUUUCCUUGUUCGUUUUGCCAUUCACAAUUUGCAAAUAUGUAUUUUCUUAAACUUCAUGAAAGAACACACAAGCCAUAUAAAUGCUUAAUUUGCGGAAAUUGCUAUAUAGACCACCGAAAUUUUUUCAAACACAUGAUUCAACACUUAGACAACAAACCGUAUAGUUGCCAUGUCUGUGGGAAGUCAUUUGGCAUGAGACAGCAUUUACGACUGCACAUGCAGUUUCACAAAAGUAAUAAAACAACUUGCAAUAUAUGUUUGAAAACGUUUGACAGUUUUAUAAAUUAUGACAGACAUUUGACAGCACAUAAAGUCGAAACCUUUUCAUGUAAAAAGUGCAGUGCAAAGUUCAAUCGACAAGAAUAUCUUGAGGCACAUAUGCCUAUACAUUCCCAUCAAAAAUGGUAUAAUUGUAUAGAGUGUAAGAAGACAUUUGAAAGACACCAUGAUUUUAAGAAACAUUGUAGAAAACAUGCACUUCAAGCUGCGUUCGAGUGUGAUAUUUGUCUCAAAGCUUUUCAAACAAGAUUAAGUUUAAGGAAGCACAGACGUUGUCAUAACAGAGACUAUCCUUACGUGUGUACGUACUGUGCGAAAGGAUUUAUGGAUUAUAAACGUUUUACUUCUCAUCUUCAAUCUCACUGGAUUUAAGAAUGUUUGCUACUCUAUUUAAACAAAACAUGUUUUUUAAAAAAAUAACAAUUUUAAAUUGAUAAUAUUUAAAUAACAGAACUAAAAAGUCAGAAAAAAUGAAAGGUCCGUGUUUUUGUUUUUGAGAUAUAAGCAAUUGAAAAUAUGGCGGGAAAUGAAUUUCUGUAGAUUUGUUAUCAAUUUAACAUUAAUACCAUCAAAAGCUAUAAAAAAAUGACAAGGAUUCUAUAGGACUUUGAAAAUAGCUUCUUUUAACUAAAUAUGUAUUUAAAUCAUUAAAAGAAAAGUAAGGGUUAGCGGGUAAAAUUAUUAAUGGCACUACGUGGAUAAAACCUGCGGAUUCCGAAUAUCUUUACAAAACGUCAAAGAGAAGAGUAGCAAAUAUCCUUAAUGUAGGAAAACGUUUAUACAAUCUUCUAUCAUAUUGUUUUCGAAUUAUUUAAAAUUUUAGACAAAGCAAUAAAAUACUACUAAUCUGGAUUUUAUUGAAUAAGAGACCGAGUUUUUUUUCAAAACGUAAAAUGAAAAAAAAAAUAUAUGUAUAGUAUUUUAUCCCAAUUUGAAAUAAUAACAAUUCUAUCAUUCAAUUAAUGAACGUACUACAUUACUUAUAAAUUGAACUUAUUGAAAAUAUGAUUUUUUUGGAAGAUAAGAAUUAAAUGGUCUACACUUAUGUCCUUACCAAAAUCCUGACGAUUGUCCUGACCGAUAUUUAAAAGUUCUGAAAACGUUUUUAUUUCUGUUUUUUUUUUUUGGAAAAAUUGACUACAAAUUUUGUACAAAUGAAGGUUAUAGAACUGGAUAUAAGAAUAUUAGAUAAACAAAAAAACAAAACUAUUUCAAGAGAAAGAAAACCUACAUGCCAACGUCGACUUUGCAAUGACCAAUGUCCUGAUCUAUAUACAAAUGUUGAUACUUUUUUUUAAUGAUUUAGAUUACUUUGAAUUUGGUAUCAAGGAAGAUUAUAACAUUUAAUACAUUGAACAAGAAUAGAAGAACGAAAAAAAAAGAAAAAAAUACAGUAAAUGUAAAAAAAAAGGACCGGAACGACAGCGGCUCUGCCUUGAUAAUGUCGUGAUCGUUUUAAAAAUGGAUAUAACUUUUUUAUGUCUUAAAUAAAUGAUUGAAUUUAGAAUACAUCAACAUCAUUUUGUGAUUGAAAUGAAUAUAGUAAAAAAUCGUUAAAAACUUAAGGGUAGGUGGCUUUCCUGGUGUGGAACUUGCGCCUUUCUUAUAACUUAUUGUGAAAAAAACCAAAUUAGUGUAACGUGUUAUUUCGUUAGUGUUCUGAAGUUGUUGUGAGGUUAGUUCUGACUGUGUUGUUAAUAUAUACGUAAGUAAAGCAGAUUGUUAAGAUGUGUAUACUGCAAUUGAUUGUUGUGUAUACUGUCAUUGAUUGUUGUGUAUACUGUCACUGAUUGUUGUGUAUACUGUCAUUGAUUGUUGUGUAUACUGUCAUUGAUUGUUGUGUAUACUAUCAUUGAUUGUGGGAUAGAAGAAGAAGAAUUAUAUAAAUGAGUGCUUCGAUAUUAGUGGUAAAAGUAAAAAAGAAAAAAAAACAAUAAGAAAAAAAAAGAAAUAAAAAAUAGAUGUAUCUGAAUGGACAUCGCGAAGAUGGAGACUAGAUAUUUCUUCCUGGUAGCUUGGGCAAAUUUUAUAAAAUUCUUUAUUUUUGUCUUUAUUCAAUUCUGUCUGCCACAUGUUCUUUAGAAAAGUUUUACAUAAUGUUUUGAAAUCUUCUUUGAACAAUAGUACAGAACUAUUUAUAUCUUUACAAAUUUGUGCCUGUUAAGCAUGAUAAUCAACCAACUCAUUGCCUAGGAUUCUUACAUCACUCAAUAUCAAUUCAAAAGUUAUAUGUGCGCCUGAAUGAUAUAAUGAUCUUUAUAAUAAAUGCAAAUCUAAUAAAAA
Molecule: messenger RNA, 3185 nt
Organism: Mytilus californianus (California mussel)
Lineage: Eukaryota; Metazoa; Mollusca; Bivalvia; Mytilida; Mytilidae
Product: gastrula zinc finger protein xLCGF3.1-like
Exons: 2
Coding region: 213-1274 (353 amino acids)
Biological process (GO): regulation of transcription by RNA polymerase II
Molecular function (GO): RNA polymerase II cis-regulatory region sequence-specific DNA binding; DNA-binding transcription factor activity
Source: RefSeq, a predicted model, not a curated record